AUGGAGCUUUCUCUUAAAAAACGCUAUGAAAUUGUAUUUCUAUGUGAAUAUCCAGCUGAUCCAAGGUUCAGUUUUGGACAAAUAGCUAAAGUAGUCCACUGUUGUAAAUCUACAGCUAUUUUUGGAGUUAAAAAAUAUCAUGAAAAUCGUGACCUAAGUACUGCAGAAAGACUAGGUCAGCCUCGUAUAACAACUACCAAGCAAGAUAAACAAAUUACAAAGAUGACAGAGAAAGAAAUAAUAUUACAGCCACUCAAAUACAAAAAAAUAUGGAAGAACAUGAUGUUAAGAUUAGUGUAG
Molecule: messenger RNA, 300 nt
Organism: Funneliformis geosporum
Lineage: Eukaryota; Fungi; Glomeromycota; Glomeromycetes; Glomerales; Glomeraceae
Source: the annotation of a GenBank genome assembly